AAUGCAUUUAUAGCCGUUCGAAUAUUAUCACGUUCAAUGAAAUUGACCACUACUACAGAUGAUGGUCAAUCUUGAAUUUGUUAGUAACGUAGAAGAAUAAAAAUGACGCACAUUCAAACACACCAAACAGUAAAAGGUUAUAAAUCAGUUAUUAUUGAUUCCUCUAAGAUCACUUCGGCAUGCGGUAGCUCCUUCAGGUGUAAGAAUUUUAACAAAGAACAUACAGGUCCUCUAAUGUAGAGGGAGAGGUUAAAAUUUACAUAACUAUUAUUAGAUAGUUCGAUAUUGAAGAUAGAGGAGUAGAGUCUAGGGCAGAGGAACUGACCCCUCUUCCCAUUUGCCAAAAUUAGGUGUUAGCAAUCGGCCCAGAGCUCAUAGACCUCACAAUCUUCCUGAAAGCUGAAAUACUUCCUAAAUAACACGUAAGGGUCAUCAACGGCGCGCACGAUCAAGAUAGAUUCGGAAUUCGGAUGAGAUGGGGAGAGUAUCACUACGCCACUGACAGGUACUAGUGGGAAUGAAACAACCGAAUGUUUUGCUGCAUUUUGUAAGCCCUCUGAAAUCUGAAAAACUUCCUCGACAACACGUAGGGGCCUUCAACGGCGCGCUAGAUCAAGAUAGCUUCGGAUUUGGGUUGAGGUGGAGGGAGUAUCGUUACGCCACUAGUAGGUACUAGUGGGAAUGACAACCAACAACAGAAUGUUUUACUGUAUUUCGUAAGUCCCUUAAAAUCUGAAAAACUUCCUCAGGAAAACGUAAGGGUCAACUGCUCGUAGGAUCAAGAUACAUUGGAAUCAAUAAUAACUCAUUCAUGAAGAAAUUCCAAAGGAGUCCGAGUAAAGUGUGGUGGGGAGAAGAAGCGCUGAACUGGUCUCAGAGAUCGACCUCUUCCAGUUCUGGAAGUCAAGAUUCGGGAUUUUCGGAUACGGAAACGUCUUCGGGGCACCUCAAGAAACGCGAACCUAGCCCUGGCCAACCUAGCAACGGCGAAACUUCUAAUCAGUUCCGCAAAGACAUAUUAAAGGACAUAACAUCAUCUCAGAACUUAUCGUCAAAUUUUAAAGAAAAAUCCACCCCCAAGAAGACGUCACCAUUCUACACACAAAAGAAAGAGAACAAUCCGUCUAACAGAUUCUCGUCCAUUGAAGAAGGCGAAGACCUAGCAACAACAGCAUGUGCAUGCAUUUCGUCGAAUAAGCACGUGGUUGAAACAGAAGUCGUUAACAAUCGAGUGAACAGAAAUUUAUUUAAAAAUCUCGACGCGAAUGAAACGGCACGCGACUUGAAUGUCGAAGAUGAUUCCUCUGAAUUCUCGGAACCAUGUGACAAUAACAAUCGAACUGUAAGUGACCACGACGAAAUUCCUUUACAGUUUAGUGAGUGUAGCAUUGACAACGUUGACGGGUGUAAGACGUACCCUUUUUUGUCCGUAUCACCGUACGUUUUGCAAAAAAACAAUUCGGCACCCGCGCUCAUUGACCAUCCGGAAGUGACUGAGCCAGUUUCCAACUCGCUCAGAAGGAGCAGCUUGUCGAGUAGCGAUGAAAGUGAAUUGGAAUUACUUUUUAAUGAAAAUUUAUUAGGCUCUCCGAAACACAGUUCGACACCGAAAGGACAAUUCCGAAAGGAAGAGAGCAUGAGGCACAGGAGGGCCAAGCACCUUUAUCAAAAGUAUCAGAAUGAAAGAAUUUUACGUAGACGUAUGCGCUUCGAAAACGAAAAUGCUUCCGUUCAAAAAUGGUUAGAAGAAGUUCGCGAAAUUUAUGAUCCGGAAUGUAUGAUAAUGCUGCAGUGUAAAUCUGUAGCUGGAGAUUUAUCACAAAAAGUUUCACAUCUUGCAAAUAUGCUCACCUGUCCUUUACGAAAGCUUUUGUAUAUGGGCGAAAAUAUCGAAAAAGAAUUCGACAAUAUAAAAAGCCAAAGCCACUAUUCUGCACCACUUGCACAAAGUCUAACUGGUCACAUAUCAGAAUUUGCUUGCAAUUUCGUGGAAGGUAAUAACGAAUUAAUUAUAAAGUGCGAAGAAAUUAGACGUGCAACUCUAGAAGAGUUACCUUCUCUAACCGAUAACUUGUACUCUAAUUGGAACUUAAUUUUUCAAGAAAUACUUGUCAAAUACCUGAAAAAAUUAGUAUGUUACUUAGAAGAUCCAAGAUCAGAACUCGAACUACGAGCGACAUUGACAGCUGUAACGUCGUUGACUCUACGCAACGAAUCAUUCGCUGAAAUAUUUACAUCUUGUGAUACCAUUUCGACGUUGUGCGUUCUGUGUGAAAAAUGCGAAGGAUCAACCGUCAGGGCUUUAGUGUUAAGAGCCUUAUCCACAAUAUGCAACAACAGUCCAGCCUUAAAACAAUUUGAAAGAUGUUCUGGGAUUCAGAUGAUAACAGAAAUUCUGACUGAAGAUUCAAGACCUGAACCGGAAAGGGCUGAAGCUUUAGCCUUACUAGCUCAAGCUACCGCCCCGUGGAUAGAAGACAAUCGAAAUUUAAAAACCCUCUACGGUCAUAUCAAACCGCUUGUAAAAGCGAUAACACAUUUCAUUACAACCACGAGAUGUUGUCAAAAUUUGUUACUUUGCGCAGCGGCUUUGGCAAACAUUUCUUCACUAGAACCAAAAAGUAUUAAGUAUAUCCUGAACCAAAAUUCGAUCCGUUAUCUUCUGGAAUGUAUUAAAGAAAGAGGUCCCGAAGUGUCCAUAUACAUCCUCGAACAAAUCGCCAUAAUUUUAGCCAACGUUUCGUCCAAACAGGAAGCUAGGGAACAAAUGAUAGAAGAAAACGUGGUGAGGAUUCUUUUGUACUUCCUGCAGGCUACUUCCGAUGAUAAAUAUGCCGUCCAAAGAAUACAACAGAAAGCGAUAGUAGCACUCUCUAGGCUAAGUGGGAAUAAGAAGGCUGCAGAACAACUGGUUGAACAGGGAGGGAUAUCUAAGUUGGCGAAUCUUUGUAGGGAUAAAGAAAAACGGUACGACAGUGAUGCAGUUCUUGUAGCAGCUCUGGCAACUCUCAGAAAAGUUGCUGAGAUAUGCGGAACUGCUACCAUUGGUGACGAAGAUCUGCAAGAAUUGGUGCAGCCAAGGCUGCUUGAUUCAUUUUUAACUUAUUCAGCACAAAACGAAAGCUACGUGUAAUUAUUUAUAUAUUUUCAUACAAAACCUUCAUAAAUAAACGCGUGUGAUUAAUUGUGUGUUCGUUAAAGAAAAUAGAAUAUACUCUUACAUAUAUACCUAUUGGUAUGUAUGAUAAUGCACAAAUAUGUACAUACUAAUAAAUAUUU
Messenger RNA from Agrilus planipennis (emerald ash borer), 3279 nucleotides. RefSeq names its product protein inscuteable homolog (gene insc). The transcript is spliced from 5 exons. Gene Ontology annotation, molecular function: protein binding; cytoskeletal adaptor activity. Gene Ontology annotation, cellular component: apical cortex. Gene Ontology annotation, biological process: asymmetric cell division; establishment of mitotic spindle orientation; apical protein localization. Lineage: Eukaryota; Metazoa; Arthropoda; Insecta; Coleoptera; Buprestidae. The record is from RefSeq and is a predicted model, not a curated record. The coding region runs from base 812 to 3133 and encodes 773 amino acids.